AUGGAUGAAGAAGAUCAAGAUGAAAUUGAGGUUGGGAUGAACAACAGUUCAAGUACAUCAGAAUCAAUAGAAGAUGAAGAAGAACAUGAUGAGGAUGAGGUGCCAUUAGAGCCAAGAUUUAAAUAUGAUCGGAUGAAAGGAGAUGCAGCAAUGAGUGUAAGGUUUUUUGGGGUUUUAGAUAGGAUUUCUAAACAAAUCAGCAGAAUUAGAAAGUGAACAACACGUUCCAAAAAAUCUUAUUUCUGGACAGCAUUCAAAUAUUGUUUAAUCCAAAUUCUAUCACAAAAAAUUUUUUCUAGAUGCUGAAAAAAGAAUUGCUAACUGCUAUUGACAUUGAUGAUAAAUUUGUGGCAAUUGGAACACAAUCGGGUAAAAUCUAUGUGAUUGAUCACGAGGGAUUUGGCGAUUUUCAAAAUGUGCCAAUUAUGAAUCCACAUCGCUGUGCGGUCAACAAAUUGAAAUUUGAUGAGACCGGAUCGUAUAUUAUUAGUUGUGCAAAUGAUGGAAAAGUAGUUGUUUCAGGAAUAGGAACUGAUAAAUUAACAUGUGUAAGUUACAUUAAUCUUGAAUAUUAUAGAACUUGAGUGUUGGAAUGAACAAAACUGAUAAAGUCUAUCAAAAAAUAUUAAUAAAAGUUCCUAAAAAUGCAACAAUGAAUGUGAAAACAAACAAAAAUGGAGCGCACGUGCUUCACCCGCCAAUUAUUCAUAGAGGGAGUUUCAAAAUAUUUUUUAAAUGUUUUUUUUAUUUAUCAAAGCCUGUAUUUUUCCAGACAGUGAAUGUGAAUAUGAUGCCCAGAUCAGUUGCGUUUUCACCAGAUUUUGCAACUGCUCAAUCGACAAACUCUUUUAUUGUUGGUGAAAGAAGUCUGAUGCUUUAUGAUAAGAAGUUUUUCAAAUAUAAAACAACAGUGAGUAAAUUUCCAAUUUCUUAUAAAUACGAUAUAUCAGAAUUCAGAUUCACAUUAAAAAUUUUCCAGGUUAUUUACAGUGGCGCCGAGCGUGAUGGUUUCAUCAACUGCUGCUCUUGGAAAGGCAAUUACAUCGCAAUGACAAACGAUUUAGGUACCCAGGUGUUUGAUCGAAUUGCACUAAAUCCCAUCACAUCAAUUCAACCAUCUCACGAUAUUGACAAAGUUCGAAGUUCUCGAGCUCCACCAAAACACAUUUGGCUCCCAGAUAAAUCAUUGGUAAUUGGCUGGGCGGAUACAAUUACGAUUGUUCGAAUUGUAACAACUGAUGAUAGUCGUCGAGGUGAAAUUCACAAUAUGUGGCAUCUCAAAAUGUUUGUCUCUGGAUUAUCAUAUAUUAUUGAUACAUCUACUGAUGUUGUUGAAUUAGUUGUGACUGGUUUGAAACUUGAAGAUGAAGAAUUUGAUGAUGGAGCUGUAAGUGUUUUGGAAGAAGGAGUUUCCUGAAAAUAUUUGAAUAUUUUUUCAGUCAAUGGUUUCAACAUGCACAACUUUGACAGCUAUGGAGAGCAGUGUUAGUACAACUCUAAAAACCAGUGUGAUCAGAUCACUUGGGUUGAAGGAAUAUGAGCUGCAAUCAGAAGAUACGAUGAACAAGUGAGGAAAUUUUGAAUUCUAAAUUCAAGCUAUGAAAAAACCAAAAAAUAUUUUUUCUAGCGUUCAACUAACCAAAUACUCAAUGCCUUGUAAUAUUCAUAUGGCUGGAAUACCUUACCUCAACACAUAUUUUAUAAUGACACUCAAGGAUAUUGUAACCGCUAUUCCAUAUGGACCAGAGGACGGUGUAAAAUGGAGACUAAAAUAUAAAUUAUGGGAUGCAGCUCUGGAUAUGGCAAAAAAUAAUGUAUAUUGUUAUAAACAGAUUUUUUUAAUCAAUUAUUUUUUAUUUCAGAUCGAGGUCCUUUCGAAAACUGAUGUGGACUUCAGAACUGUUGGUCGGCGAGUGAUUGAAGGAUUUUUGAAAGAUGAAAGACCGAAAGCUGCAUCGGCAAGAUUGCCGAAAGUUUGCGGAGAAUCGAAAGAUGAAUGGGAGUGGGCUGUGAAUUUAUUUGAGAGGAAUCGACUUUGCACAUUACUUGCUGAUGUUUUGCCAACAUCUAAUCCACAAUUGGAGCCGGAAAAUUAUGAAGGUGUACUUCAAGCAGCACUGUUCAACGAUGUGAAGUUAUUCAGGAAAUUGGUACAGAUGUGGAGUCCGGAUUUGUAUCGAACAUUUUAUAUUAUACAUCGAACACAGUGGAGGAUUCAAGAAAUUACAAAGAUUCCGAAUACAGCGCAGGAUGAGAAGAUACUGAUGGAUGUAAGUUUUUUUUUCGAAAAAAACCACAUCAAUUUCAAAAUUCCAGAGUUUGGCUCAUCUCUACCUCUACGAACGCAAAUAUGACCAAGCACUAAAAAUCUUCAUGUCGCUUGGCGAUACUCAAAUCUUCAACGUCGUCAACAAACAUCAAUUAUUUGAAAUGGUCAAAGAUCAAAUUCAAGAUUUGAUGAAAAUUGAUUCGGAUCUUGCAUUGCGACUAGUUCUAGAUAAUGAGGAUUCAGUUGAACCGUCAUUUGUUAUGGAUAAAAUUGCGCGCCAACCAAAAUUGCAAAUGGCAUUCCUAACAAAACUAUUGAGCAGAAAUGAAGGUAUAUUUUUAACACCAAUUUUCGAUUUCAAGAUGGAGUUAUCAUGUUUUUAGGGUUGGAAUUUGCCGAUCGCGCAAUCCAACUUUAUGCUGAACACGACCGCAAGAAAUUGUUACCAUUCCUCAGGAAAAAUGAGCAUUACCACCUGAACCAGGCUUUGAAAAUUUGCCAGGCUAAAAAUUACACGGAAGAAGUGAUAUUUUUGUUGACGAAAGGUGGAAAUCAUUUCGACGCUGUUAAUUUAAUGGUCAAAGAAUAUUCAAGUAUCGACAAAGUUAUUGAUUAUUGUAAAGAUCAAAAUGAUCGAGAUUUAUGGAUUUAUCUUGUUGAAGUUGUGUCAGAUAAUCCGGCUCAUUUAGCAAAACUACUAGUUGACGCCUCAAGCUGCCUCAAUCCUUUAUUAAUCAUUGAAAAAAUGCCUUUGGAAACUGAUAUACCGGGUCUUCGGAACGCGAUUAAUCGCGUAUUAUCCGACUAUAGUGGUCAUUUACAACUACAAAAAGGAUGUUAUGAUUCGACGUUGGCUGAUUCGAAGAUUCUCAUCACCGAUUUUUUGGAAGAUGCGAAUUCAGCAGUUUUUGUACAUACGGGUCAAAAAUGUGCGAUUUGUGGACUUAUUGUUAAUUGCGAUUCAGUUAGAUAUGCGACUGGUUAUAGGAUUCAUGGAUGUGGACAUGUUAUUCAUAUGGCGUGUAGUGGAGACGUGAGUUUUUUGAACUUCUAUGAAAUAAAAAUCACAAGACCUUGUUUUUAUACUUUACAAAAUUUUAUUAUUGUCUAUCAAAUUCUCGAAAUUAUAGUACAGUAUCACGAAUAUUUAUAGUUAUACAAAAUUGAAAGACAAAAACAAAUAAAUUUGAAGUUAAUGUUUGGUUAUUUUUUAAAAUUUUAAAAUCUGACUUUUGGAGAAUAUGAAAAAAUUUCAACUUCUAUAACGAAUUUUGCAAAUCCGGCUUCUUUUAAAAUUCCCAAAGAUUAUGAAAAUCAUUCCCAAAUCUUAAAAAAUGAAACUGCUCUAGUUUGAUUUCUGAACUUCCUUCCUGAUUCUAGUAUAAACAUUGUUUUGAAAAGAGACAAAAAUCAUUGUUGAAAUUCAAUAGUAUCAAAUUUCCUCUCAAAAAUCAAAAUUUUCAGAAUGCUUCCAACAAAUGUUCGGCUUGUCGUGAGCAACCAAUUGAUUAA
Messenger RNA from Caenorhabditis angaria, 3781 nucleotides. The record is from the annotation of a GenBank genome assembly. Lineage: Eukaryota; Metazoa; Nematoda; Chromadorea; Rhabditida; Rhabditidae.